Molecule: messenger RNA, 2423 nt
Organism: Marchantia polymorpha subsp. ruderalis
Lineage: Eukaryota; Viridiplantae; Streptophyta; Marchantiopsida; Marchantiales; Marchantiaceae
Source: the annotation of a GenBank genome assembly
AUGGCAGGGGAGCCUAACUGCUUCGGAUGGGCCGCUCACGAUGCCAAUGGAGUGCUCGUCCCUUUCAAGUUCACUCGCAGACCCACAGGACCAGACGACGUGAAUUUGCGUAUUACGCACUGCGGGAUGUGCCAUGCAGAACUGGUGUGGUUAUUCAACAAGCUCGGGGAUAGCAAGUAUCCCAUGGUGCCAGGGCACGAGGUUGUGGGGGUGGUUACGGAAGUGGGUUCGAAUGUAACACGAUUCAAAGAAGGGGAUCGCGUAGGCGUCGGAGGGGUCGUUUAUUCCUGUCGAGAGUGCGAAAUUUGCAAGGAUGGUAUGCAACAGGUUUGUGACCAGAGGGUCCUGACCUACAACGACUACGAUCGUGAUGGUACUCUAACAGCUGGAGGAUACUCAAGCCACAUGGUCUGCAACCAAGAUCAUGUUGUGGCCAUCCCAGAGAACCUAUCUAUGGCUGAGGCUGCACCUUUGUUGUGUGCUGGGAUCACAGUUUACAGCCCUAUGACGCGGUUGGGUAUGAACAAAGCUGGCCAAACUCUUGGUGUCAUAGGUCUAGGAGGAUUGGGCCACAUGGCUGUGAAAUUCGGAAAAGCUUUUGGGAUGAAGGUUACCGUCAUGAGCACAUCCGAGAGCAAGAGGGAAGAAGCACUGUCAGUUCUUGGAGCAGAUACUUUUGUGAAUACAUCUGACCCUGCUCAGCUUGAGGCUGCUCGGAACAGUAUUCACAAUAUAAUGGACACUGUCCCUUAUGAACAUGCGCUUGAUCUCUAUCUUCCGCUGAUGAAACCCAGGGGCCAUCUUGUACUUGUGGGAUUCCCUCACGAGCACAAGUUUGCACCUCAUCAUCUGAUUUUGGGCUUUAAGAGUAUUACUGGAAGUGUCACAGGAAGCAUGGCAGAGAUUCAAGAAAUGCUUGACUUCUGUGCAAAGAAAAAUGUUACACCAAUGAUUGAGAUGGUUGAUAUCAAGGACUGCAACGAGGCCCUUACAAGAAUGUUGAACAAGGAUGUCAGAUAUCGGUUUGUCAUCGACAUUGAGAAAACGCUUGUGAAUCCUACCUGACGUGACGGAGGUUUGCCAAUUCGGGGUCUACAGUUGGUUCAGAACGAACCAACUGUAGACUUCUCAUGAACCAACCUCUGAGCUCGAAUCAGAAUGUCUAAAAUUAAAAGAAACUCAUUGUCAUCGUGCAGUAGCUUCCAAUACUUAGUACAGAGAACGUAAUACCUGAGGAGCUGGGACCUUGAGCUUGGAAGGUGUUUCCAUUGUAUAGAGUUUCGACGGGCUCCAGACCUGGUCAGUGUUCAGUCGUCACAAGUAUUUGAGCAUCCAAUAACUCGUUGAAUGCUGAAAACACAAUUGACUGUCAACAGUAGAACCUGGAACAAGAGGACUUUUUUUCUCUUUUUCGGCGCAUUCUGGACUACGUGCCAGUAAGUGCCACUUUGCAAAUUUGAAGAUAUAGCUCCACGCUACACGGGGCUGGUCGAUGCGUUCGCCAAGAUCGUGAAGACGGAGGGAGUGGGAGGUCUAUGGCGAGGCGUCGGGCCCAAUGUCCAACGCGCGUUUCUGGUGAACAUGGGGGAGCUGGCGUGCUACGAUGCGGACAAGCAAUUGGUCCUCGAGAAGGGAUUUUUUGGCGACAACAUCGGGGCGCACACUUGCGCUUCCGUCAUGUCCGGCCUGUCGGCCACCAUUCUCAGCUGCCCGGCGGACGUGGUGAAGACGCGGAUGAUGAACCAAGCUCGCCACGAUCCUGCUUCUGCUUCCCAGAAUUUCUUUCCCUUGUUCAUAGCUCGUCCUUGCUUGCAGUCCUGUUAAUGUCCUCGUGCAUUGAAAGGGAAGCAUCGGGAGGGAAGUACAACCGAGUCGAAAGUUCCAAUUGGCAGAAGGAAAAGGUGACAGGUUGUGCCUUUUGUGCAGCCCAGCUGAAACAGCAUCCGACAUAAGACGGCCCCGCUGGAAAUUCUCUCGAGCCAGAGGUGAAGUGCGGCUCGGAGAGUCUUCCAUCGCCGGUCGACGAGACCGGGCGUACUUUGUAAAGUCUGUGGUUGAGGGAUGUAGAGUCGAGGAGGACGAGUUUCUUCAUUUUGAGCUUGGUUUCUUGUUUGAGAAGGUGGCCAAUAAGAGUGAAGGUGUGAAUAGAGAAUCUACACAAAUCUCGGUGAAUCUUUGAGAGGGGAGUUGCCGUUGCUCAUGGCGGAGGAAGAAUUCAACUGGAUGCAUGAGUAGUUAUCAAUCAAGCCAUGCAAGAGAGUGAUAAAAUAAAAAGAUACAUUAAAAUUUAGCAAUGCAACAAGAUGAUGAGAUUCUGUGGAGACAAAGCUGUACGUGUUCAAAAUAUUUCUUGCAUUCACAAUUUUGGAAUAAGUAUGUUAAUUGUAUCCAGUCUACGAUACGUCUGUCAGUCCACCGCAUGU